Molecule: messenger RNA, 333 nt
Organism: Peronospora matthiolae
Lineage: Eukaryota; Oomycota; Peronosporomycetes; Peronosporales; Peronosporaceae
Source: the annotation of a GenBank genome assembly
AUGCGAGAACUCUAUGGGAUAGAGCUUCAAGAUGGCAAGAGUCUGGCGAUUCUAGUGGGAGGGAUUGCAGAGCAGAUGCUGUCUCAACGGGGAGACCAUACGAUCACGUCAAGAAACGCAAGGGACAUAUCGCUUGGGCUCAGUACGGUGCGAUUGUACCGGAGCUGGCGCUUUGAGGACGGCUCCUCGCACUCCAAUAGCAAAAGUCUUGUGGUGGCGCUGCUGCGUUCUGGUUUCGGGCGCUCGAAAGGCGCUUUGGCUGCCCACGAAGGAGUGGGGUCAUCAUGGUCUCUGGUAAGCCCACCUGUCAAAAUGAUGGUGACCCGAGGCUGA